Molecule: messenger RNA, 966 nt
Organism: Quercus lobata
Lineage: Eukaryota; Viridiplantae; Streptophyta; Magnoliopsida; Fagales; Fagaceae
Product: caffeoyl-CoA O-methyltransferase-like
Exons: 5
Coding region: 80-823 (247 amino acids)
Molecular function (GO): S-adenosylmethionine-dependent methyltransferase activity; O-methyltransferase activity
Source: RefSeq, a predicted model, not a curated record
CAGGGAACUAACCAAAAGUCCUUCAAGCCUCAAAAGAAAUAAAGAAGAAAAGAAGUCGGAUAUAGAAAGAAAGAAAGAAAUGGCUCCCACUCAGGAAGAGCAGCAAAACGAAGCUGGCAGGCACCAAGAAGUUGGCCACAAGAGUCUCUUACAGAGCGAUGCUCUUUACCAGUAUAUCCUUGAAACCAGUGUAUAUCCAAAAGAGCCAGAGCCUAUGAAGGAGCUCCGGGAAUUGACAGCAAGACAUCCAUGGAACAUCAUGACCACCUCAGCCGAUGAAGGACAAUUCUUGAACAUGAUCCUAAAGCUCAUCAACGCCAAGAACACCAUGGAAAUCGGCGUCUACACUGGUUACUCGCUACUUGCCACCGCCCUCGCCCUACCGGAGGAUGGAAAGAUAUUGGCAAUGGACAUCAACCGUGAAAAUUACGAACUGGGUUUACCUGUAAUUCAAAAAGCUGGCGUGGCUCACAAGAUUGAUUUCAAAGAAGGCCCUGCUCUUCCAGUUCUUGACCAAAUGAUUGAGUCUGGAACGUACCAUGGAACAUUCGAUUUUAUUUUUGUGGACGCAGACAAGGAUAACUAUUUGAACUACCAUGAGAGGCUAAUUGAGCUUGUGAAGGUUGGUGGACUAAUCGGCUACGACAACACCCUAUGGAAUGGUUCUGUGGUGGCCCCACCUGAUGCACCUCUUAGAAAGUACGUUCGAUUUUAUAGAGACUAUGUGUUGGAGCUCAACAGGGCUUUAGCCUCUGAUCGAAGGGUUGAGAUUUGCCAGCUUCCCGUUGGUGAUGGCAUUACUCUGUGCCGCCGCAUCAGCUGAUUAUCACCCCCAUUUGUGGUCUAGGAUUAUAUACAUUUAUUUAUAAUCGUUCAUUUUACACUGCUAAUUUGCUAUUUUAUCAUCGAGUUUUAUUUAUUGUAUUGUAAUUCCGGUCUUAAUAAAAUUCCUAAUAAAUUUGCUUC